Molecule: messenger RNA, 601 nt
Organism: Carassius auratus (goldfish)
Lineage: Eukaryota; Metazoa; Chordata; Actinopteri; Cypriniformes; Cyprinidae
Gene: fam163b
Product: family with sequence similarity 163 member B
Exons: 2
Coding region: 1-546 (181 amino acids)
Source: RefSeq, a predicted model, not a curated record
AUGACAGCCGGCACAGUGGUCAUCACAGGUGGAAUUCUGGCUGCCGUCAUCUUGUUAACUAUUGUCACAGUUCUGUGUUACUGUAGGCUGCAGUAUUACUGCUGUAAAAGAGACGAGUCGGAGGAGGGGGAGGAGGAGGCUGACGUUGCCAAGGCAUCUCCAAAUCCACUGCGCCAACCGAGUCCACCUGAGAGUCCGCUGAGUCUCCAACAUUUCCCUGAAUACACGUCCUCCAAUCAGCUUCUAAUGACUGCAGAGCCUUUUGAGGCAAACGGACCGGUCAGUUACCCUCAAUACAUCCCACGGGUGCCCUACAGGCCGCCUCGCUCGUAUACUUUCUGCCCGUCCUGCUCGGGGUAUCUGCCGCUCCACAUGAGCCCGCAGGAGGGGCUGCGUAAUGGAGGUGGCAGGAUCAGCUACAGGACUCUGCAGCAGGAGGAAUUAGACCUGCCAAUGGAGACGCCCAGCUUCCACAAACUCAACCUCAUCCGCUCUGUCACCAUGCAGGAAGUGCUGACGCAUCACAGCAUCAGCACCGAUGUGUAGCACCUCGUAUUCACCUGAAGUAUUCUGUGAUUCACUUUCAUUAUCCUGCUUUCUG